Molecule: messenger RNA, 4752 nt
Organism: Etheostoma cragini (Arkansas darter)
Lineage: Eukaryota; Metazoa; Chordata; Actinopteri; Perciformes; Percidae
Product: rho GTPase-activating protein 29-like
Exons: 17
Coding region: 339-3779 (1146 amino acids)
Biological process (GO): signal transduction; activation of GTPase activity
Cellular component (GO): cytoplasm
Molecular function (GO): GTPase activator activity
Source: RefSeq, a predicted model, not a curated record
CACGCGCACACACACACACACACACACACACACACACACACACACACACACACACACGUUCCAGCCUAGGUUGCUUCCCAUGGAGAGAGGAGCCGGUUGAACACAGUGGAGCUGAGGGCCAGUGGGUGAUAGGGACAGCGCUGGUUGUGGAAUAAUUCGUCCUUCUCAAGACUCAGCGUCGGUCACUUUUCCGCUUCAGGAUUUAUCUUCGGCUGAAAUGUUUCAGGAUCCGAUGGAAGAAUCCUUCAUCCCUGUUGUGGUGCGGUGCUGGGUCUGAGCACGGAGCUACCCUGCGGGAUAACAAUCACCAGGCCUAAGGGCCACUGGACCAUUUGGACAUGCUGGCUGCCAUGCUGCGCCAGAGUUCUGGUGGAGGAUCGGGAGGCGGCGGUGGCGGCGGUGGCAGUGGCAGCAGCAGCAGCAGUGGCGGGGGUGGUGGAACCAAAUUCUCUCUAGGCAUCUCCCGACUCUCCAGCUCCAGCUUGGGUUCAGCAAGCCCUAGCAGUGCGGGCCCCCGGGGGCCGGGCAGGGUCUCUAAGAGCGGCUCUGUGAGCCCGGACAGCCCAGAUGUCCCCGUCUCAGACCCGGUCUAUAUUAUGCAGCUAGUCAGCGAUGUGCGCAAGUUUGCUGAUGUGCUUCUACAACUCAAAGAAGUUUUCAACUGCAAAGAGCACCAGGACUGCCUCCAUCAGGUGGUACACGAGCGUCUCGGGGAGCUGCUGCGAGUCCUAAAAGCCAUCAUCAGCAAACACCAGAGCCUCAACUCGGUGGACAUCCUCAGUACAGCUGGAACCGUCAUUGCCACGGUCAAAGGAGUGAACUUUAAGGAGGUGAACGAAGAGAACAAACACCAGCUUUUUGGAGAGAUCUACACUGCUAUUGACACAUUGGCGUUCACCUUUGGCAAUGUAGUGUCUGACUUCCUUAUGGGAGAUGUAGAGAAUGGAUCAGUGUUGGGGCUCCCCCUAACUAAGAGAAGCAGGUCUUUUGAGAACCUCUCCUUGGAAUCUGGAGGAUCUGUUCCAGAGAAAGAUGAUCCACCAGGGCCGUCUCCCCCAGUUCGGGCAGAAGAAGUGGACAGGACACUGCAGCGGCAGGACAGUGGGGUGGAGUCAGCGCUGCUCUAUGCCAAGGCCUGGUCCAAGUACACCAAAGAGCUGCUGGCGUGGGUGGAGAAACGUCUCAGUGUGGGUGAGUUAGGGCACAGGUGGGGGGAAAAAUACAAGAGUAAUUCAGACAUGAAGGAAGGCAGCAUAUUUUUAUUCCAUCAUUUCCCUAGGAUGCCUUUCAACAAGCGCUCGCUAAGUGGCAGCCACUCGUCCCACAGUAACCUGUCACAGGCCUCGGUGACCUCUGACCUCCUCGUGGCAGAUGACGUGGAUAGUCCCGUCACUGCCCAACAUGCCAAGAUCGCCGAAAGGCGCUCCAACAGUAGUACUGACAUCCAAGCAAUUCGGAUUCAGGGACCAUUUCGUCCUUGGGCCUCGGCCAGCCAGGGGGGAGGCAUGAGCAGCGACUCAGAAAGUGCCGGAGGGAGCAGUGAGUCCCGGUCCAUGGACUCCCCCACCGCAAGCCCAGGAGACUUCAAGAGGAGAUUACCCAGAACCCCCUCCACCGGCACCAUGUCGUCUGCUGAUGACCUGGAUGAGAGAGAGCUUCCUUCACCGUCUGAUAAUGGUUUAAGUGAGAUGAUAAUUGAAACAGCCAGCUCCCCCGGCCCCUUUAGAAACACCCAGAUGUCCAAGGCUGCUCAAACCCACAAGCUGAGGAAGCUAAGGGCGCCAUCCAAGUGUCGGGAGUGCGACAGCCUGGUGGUGUUCCAUGGAGCAGAGUGUGAAGAGUGUUCGUUAGCCUGCCAUAAGAAGUGUCUGGAGACCCUGGCCAUCCAGUGUGGUCAUAAGAAGCUCCAGGGGAAGCUGCACCUCUUCGGCAUUGACUUCACCCAGGCAGCCAAGAACAGUCGGGACGGCAUCCCCUUCAUCAUACGCAAGUGCACAUCCGAAAUCGAGAACCGAGCGAUCAACAUUAAGGGUAUCUACCGUGUAAAUGGUGCCAAGUCUCGGGUGGAGAAGCUUUGCCAGGCGUUUGAGAAUGGGAAGGACUUGGUGGAGCUCUCCGAGCUUUAUCCCCACGACAUUAGCAACGUACUCAAACUCUACCUGAGACAGCUUCCAGAGCCACUCAUCCUGUUCCGCUACUACAAUGACUUCAUCGGUUUGGCCAAGGAAAGCCAGAGUAUCAUUGUGGAGGAGCUGGAGGCGUUGCGACUCAGUCCCAACCCGGUGGCCCCGGCCCAGGUCAGCGUGGAUCUCAACCGGGUCCUCUUCAAGAUCAAGGACCUGCUGAGGCAGCUGCCACCAGCUCAUUACAAGACCCUCCAGUUUCUCAUAGAGCAUCUGCACCGGGUGACGGAGCAAUCGGAGGAGAACAAGAUGACAGCCAGCAACCUGGGGAUCAUCUUCGGCCCGACGCUGAUCAAACCCAGGCAGGCGGACGCUGAAGUUUCCCUUUCCUCUCUGGUGGAUUACCCGUAUCAGGCUCUCAUCGUGGAGCUCCUGAUCAGACACUACCAGAUGAUCUUUGACACCCCCCUCAGCCCCCUGAGCCGCACCUCGCCUACAGAGAUGGAUGCCCAGACCCGCCUCGGCCACCACGAGAAGGAGCAGCUGAGCCGACACUCCAAGUCGCUGGGAGACAUUAAGGAGCAGAGCUCUAAGGUGUAUAAGAGGCAUUCCUCCAUCAUUCCUUCUUCCCACUUAUUGGCUGAGGUUCAUGAGACUGCGCCAAGCCUCGAUGGAAGGGACUUUGAACCUGUUAAUGAAAUGGAUUUUGAGGCCUUGAAUGGGGAUUUGUCAUCAAGCGUCCAUGAAGUCUCUAAACCUGACAGAGGCCUCUGUCGGUCUCAGCAUGUCGCCGUUGCCAGAGUCCAGCUUCGACCCCCUCGCAACAAACUCUCCUCCCGGCCGGCGAGCAUGCCCGCUGAGAGGAUACUCGGCCGAGGCCGGGUAGACGAGAAUAACACGCGGAACAGCACUGAACAAGAUGACAAGAAAGCAGGUGGUUGGGACCAGUCCAUUGAAGAGGCGGAUGAAACCGAGAACCCAAAGUUGCGAGCGGGCACACAUUACCGGAGUACAUUUAUUGACACCCAGACGUUACGCAGAACUUGGGACAAGCAGUACAAGCAUGACGCUGCUACCAGAACUGUCAGAAUAGUGGCCAGUUUGCCCACAGACACUACAGCAGCGGAUGCCAGCAACCAAUCAGUUUCGGUGCCCGUGUCCUCGUCAUCUUUCACCUUUGAAACUACCGGGAGCACCUUCUUCCCUAACAAACCUUACAGUGUUGCAGUGCGUUCCAACAGGACAUUAAGAAGGGAGGACAAUUUAACAAAGUACUGUCCUGUCACAACAGCUUUCAGGGCUCCCAGAACUCUGCAGCCUCCCCCAGGGACCUUCUACAAGCCCCCGUCAGGGAGCAAAGCUAAAGAGCCGCAGCACUGUGCGUUAGCUAACAGCGCAGAAGAAGAAGAUGAGGAGGAAGAGGGGGAGGAAGAGGAGGAGGAGGAGGAGGAGGAGGAGGAGGAGUUGGGCAUAGAGAUAGAGGUGUCUGUUGAUGAGCCUCCUGAGGAAGACGAUGAGGCCGAGCAGGCGGCCAUGUCUCAGUCUCCCAGCUCCAGCCCUGAGGCCCUGGGCCCUGGCCUGGCCAAACCCGUGUACCAGAGACUAAGGCCCAGACGCCUCCAGGAGGUAGAACACAGAGAGGCUCAUUUUGUGUGAUCAUCUGAGAGAUCUCAGAGAUCUAAAAGAAACUGUGAACAACGUGUGCCGUAUUCUAUUAGACAAAAGAAUAAGAAGCCUCUGCAUCAACUGUGCAAAGACAAUUUCCAGAUGUAUUAUGAAUGUGGGCACAGUGUGGACGAUGAAAUGGAAAAAGGACCUUUAGUCCUCAAAAGACAAACGUGAUGCACUUAAACUGCUGUAUAUUUUUUCAACGUGAUUCACCAAUAUUUCAUUUACCAAUCACUUGCUCUGUACACUCUGGCACCUGGUCAGAAUAUUUAUAUUUUUUUAAACUGUGCAAUUACACUUCGAUUUGAAUAUUUUGUACCAAGUUCUUCCAGGCUCACUAUGUAUGUUUAUAUACCAAAAAUCUCUGUUGAAUCGUUAGAAUGGUGCAUGUAGCCACAACACUGAAAAUAAGUUUGGUGCACUUAUUAGUACUCGUGUUUCUACUUACUGUAAGUCAGAGUGUUUUACUGUUACAUUUAUGAUUAAUCAUUUUUCUAAUAACCUGUGUAUAAAGCAAUAUAAUAGCCUUUUGUUACAUGCUGUACCGGGUAUCUGCAUUGACAUGUGGUAAUGUUAUGAAGCACCAGUUGCAAAGGGUAUACAUCCACUCGUUUUUAUACUGUUGAACUUGUAUGGUGUCAACUUACACUGAACUGAAAAGCUUUGAGAAAUGCCACUGGAUUGCAGAAUGGCAUUAUCUUUCUCAUUUCCAUAUAACAUUUCCAUUUCUUAAUAACCAAAGCUGUUUUUCCUUUUACAAUUGAAUUAGUUUUAUCACUAACCUAAACCUUACAAGUUCUUAAGUUCUGUAAGUAAAAGGAAGUGCAACAUUAUUUAAAUGGUCUCUGUUUUUCAUGGUAACGUACAAGGUUGACAGAAUAUUGAAUAGUUCAGUGCAAAGAAGCCGGUACAUGAAAACAAACACCCUUUUGUAACUUAUUAAAAUAUAUCUGACAACUUC